AUGGAAUUAGAACCUAUUCAAGAAUUAGAUGAAGAAAACUAUGAAGAAGAUAUGGAUGAAAUGUCCAUGAUGUCUACUCUUCAGAGAUAUCUCACAAAUAUCAGUGAAAGCACAUACGAUGAACUUGAUUUGUACUUCCAUUCAAUUCCGUUAUCACAGAAUCCAGAUUUCUAUCAACUUGUUAUUGAUGAAAUCAUUAGUGCAUACUCAGUCAGACCUUGGAAUUUGAAACUGCUUGCAAAAUUAUGUUAUUCUAUGAAGGACCAUGAAGGAUUUAAAGAGAAUUUACUUGCAACUGUGUUCAAAGCAGAACUUGACUUCAGAAGAGUUGAAAAUAUGAUCACUCGUGUUUGCCUUCUCAGAGAAUGUUUCAAUUUAAGAUUGACUGACGUUAAAACGCUCGUUACAUGCCUAUCAAACUUCAAGCGCAACUAUUCAAACCUUCCAGAAGAACUUUUCAUUCUAUUUAUUUACUUUGCUCCAGAAAUUGAAAAGCAUUACAACGAAAUUUACAAAAAUUUGAUGGAAUACUUCCGUAUAUUACAUGCAAAUUGCAGAGUUCCACAAGCCUACCAAAUGUUUAAGAAUUUCGAGCAACUUAAAGAAAAUGAUUGGCAAGGUCUUCAUGAUUGCAUUGAAUUUGCAGGCACAAGCGAGAGUAUACAAUACGCAAUACGUCAUGACGAUCUUGAAAAGUUCAAAAAAGUCUGUCCAAACGUAAAUACUCGAAUUCCAAAGAGUGCUUUUGAACAAUGCGCAAUUUCACAAUUCGUCAUGGUUCCUCUUCAAUACGCUACGCUAUUCAACGCUACAAAGAUCGUUGAUUACAUACUUACUCAAAAUCCUGAUAUAUUAAACACAGGACCAAUCAGCAGCGGCGAUUUCUAUGAUGGCAGAGUCGAAGCUGUUUACGAUGGCAAGGAAAGUCCGGAGUACGAACAAAGCAUUGCCCUUGCAUUUGCUUAUAUCAGUAAUCCGAAGUUAGCAAUCCGCUACGAACAGAUGAAUUUCGGAAUGGCCGCUGUAACCAAAUACACAGCCGCCUUCAGAGCCAACUUUUCAGUUAAUUACGAAGAGACAGAUAAUUACGAAUGUCUUUUUGCAGCCGUUCGAAACAACAACCUCGAAGCAGUUGUCAGUUAUCACAACAGCGGCUGUGCCAUGGAUGUUCGGUCAGAUAAUAACAUGCUUCCUGAGCAUAUUGCCGCUAGUUUAGGACAUUCAUUUAUUUUGCAAGUUUUGAUGAGUUUCUCCGACCAAUCAAUUUUCAAUGUUGAUGACGAGGAAGAAGAAGAAGCUGAGCCAGGAAAAGGACCAACAUCUGAAGGUGAUUAUUUCGGAAGACUUCCAAUACAUCUUGCUUGCAUCGCAGGACAUUUCGAUGUCGUUCAAGUUCUUGCGAAAAUGAAUGUUGAUAUUAAUUCAGCUGAUAACAUGGGAAAGACAUGUUUGUUGUUGGCUGCUGCUUCUGGACAUACAGCAAUUGUUGACUUCCUUCUGAAACAAGGUGCUGAACCUAAUGCUAAAGACAGAGAGGGAUUUACACCUCUUUUGGCUGCAGCACAGAACGGAAGAACAGAUUGCGUUAGUUUGUUGGUUAAUUGGCCAAAUGUUGAUUGCACUGCAACUGCUGAGUUCGGAACAAACGCUUUGCAUAUCGCUGUACAAGGAAAUUAUUUAGAUGCAGCUGAAGAACUACUUAAGUCAAAGAAAUUCCCUCCAAACGGAAAGGAUAUGAUUGGAAGAACUCCAGCGGAUUUCGCAACUUCAAAAGAAAUGUUAGAUUUACUUGAUCGAUAUUCUCAAUAA
Messenger RNA from Trichomonas vaginalis G3, 1809 nucleotides. RefSeq names its product myotrophin family. Bases 1 to 1809 code for a protein of 602 amino acids. The record is from RefSeq and is a predicted model, not a curated record. NCBI's taxonomy places the organism in Eukaryota, Parabasalia, Trichomonadida, Trichomonadidae. The transcript has a single exon. Gene Ontology annotation, molecular function: protein binding.